UUGUGCUUAUUGAGCGUGCGCUAAGAGAAAAAGAGGAGGAUCCCGAACUGAGUCCUUUAUUUAUUUCUUUGUGUUCAGCGGGGGGGAAUAAUAAUAACAACAGCAACUCACACCACAGGCAUUUUAUCUAUUAUCAUUGUCAGUAUACGCAAGAAAACUGGAUAAGAUUACAGCUGUUACUCGAGGGCCGAAGCCAAGGGGAGGAGGAUGAAGCGGCGCAAUGCGGACUGCAGCAAACUAAGACGGCCGUUAAAACGGAACCGAAUCGCCGAGGGGAUAUACGGCAGUACCUUCCUGUACCUGAAGUUCCUGGUUGUGUGGGCUCUGGUCCUGCUGGCAGACUUUGUGCUUGAGUUCAGGUUUGAGUACCUCUGGCCGUUUUGGCUCUUCAUGCGGAGUGUGUACGACUCCUUCAGAUACCAGGGACUGGCGUUUUCAGUAUUCUUUGUUUGUGUGGCGUUUACCUCGGACAUCAUUUGCCUCCUCUUCAUCCCAGUGCAAUGGCUAUUCUUUGCUGCCAGUACCUAUGUGUGGGUGCAGUAUGUUUGGCACACAGAGAGAGGUGUGUGUCUCCCGACUGUGUCUCUAUGGAUACUUUUUGUGUACAUAGAGGCGGCCAUCAGAUUCAAAGACCUGAAAAAUUUCCACGUGGACUUAUGUCGUCCUUUCGCUGCACACUGCAUUGGCUAUCCCGUAGUCACCCUGGGCUUCGGCUUCAAGAGCUACGUCAGUUAUAAAAUGCGUCUCCGGAAGCAGAAGGAGGUGCAGAAGGAGAAUGAGUUUUAUAUGCAACUUCUACAGCAGGCUCUGCCUCUGGAGCAACAGAUGCUUCAAAGGCAAGAGCGAGAAGCAGAAGAAACAGCUAAAGGAAUAUCUGAAGUGGACACACCUCAAGUGUCACAGAAUGGCACCCCAGCCAAUAAAAAGACAUCUGUGCCAUUACCGGAACUGGAGUAUAAAGAAAAAGGGAAAGAAGGAAGGAGCAGCGGGGAUACGAAAAAGCAACACAACAGCAUCCUGCCGUCAUCGGUGGACUCUAAACUGCAGGAGGUGGAGUACAUGGAGAAACAUAUAAACAACAAGAGACUGACCACAGAGCUGGGCAGCACAGAGAACCUGUUGCUUAAAGAGGACAACAAUUCCUCCUGUUCAUCUUCAUCGUCAAACUCCUCCAAAAAUUACAAAAAUACUAACACCAACUCCGUAAUGCUCAAUUCCCUGCCGUGUGGCCACAGCGCCACCAACGGCAGCUUGCCCACCUCAGCACAGCCGUCUUCCACAGGGAAGAACGAGAAGAAGCACAAGUUAACGGUCGGGAAAGGAACGUCGGGCGGUUCCCACAGGGACCCCACCGACAACUGCAUCCCCAACAACGAGCUGAAGAAGCCAGAAGCACUUGUUAGACUGGAGCAGGACAUUAAAAAGCUGAAGGCUGACCUGCAGGCCAGCCGGCAGGUUGAGCAGGACCUCCGCAGCCAGAUUGGCUCGCUGGGCACCGCUGAGCGCUCCAUACGCACCGAGCUGGGCCAGUUGCGACAGGAAAACGAGCUGCUGCAGAACAAGCUUCACAAUGCUGUGCAGGCGAAACAAAAGGACAAACAAACAGUCGGCCAAUUAGAGAAGAGGCUCAAAGUAGAACAGGAGGCCCGAGCUGCGGCAGAGAAGCAGCUCACAGAAGAAAAGAAGAGAAAGAAAUUAGAGGAGGCCACAGCGGCCAGAGCUGUAGCGCUAGCAGCAGCAUCUCGAGGGGAGUGCACAGACACGCUGCGGCGGCGAAUCUCUGAAUUAGAAGCAGAGGGUAAAAAAUUAACAAUGGACAUCAAGCUGAAAGAGGAGCAGAUUCGGGAUCUUGAAUUAAAAGUUCAGGAACUUCAUAAAUAUAAGGAAAACGAAAAAGACACAGAGGUGCUGAUGUCAGCGCUGUCGGCCAUGCAGGACAAAACUCAGCACCUUGAAAACAGCCUGAGCGCAGAGACCAGGAUCAAACUGGACCUCUUCUCUGCACUUGGAGAUGCCAAGAGACAGCUGGAAAUUGCACAAGGUCAGAUCCUUCAGAAGGAUCAAGAGAUCAAAGACCUGAAGCAGAAGAUAGCAGAAGUCAUGGCCGUCAUGCCCAGCAUCUCUUACACGGCCGACACCAGCAGCAUGACCCCUGUGACCCCCCACUACUCCUCAAAGUUCAUGGACACCAGUCCCUCCUGCCUGGACCCCAACGCUUCUGUUUACCAGCCCCUCAAAAAGUGAACGCCUUUUCUCUUCUGUUCCGUUCUGCUCCUCCCUUCCCUCCAUCCAUCCUCUCUACACUUUUACUGCUCCUGCAGGCCCCGUCAUGUGGCGGCUGAGAACUCAAGUUUUCUUCUGUUCUCUCUUUUUGCCAGGUCAGAAGGAUGUUGUAUUGUGUGACUGUGUUUGUUGUAGUUAAAACAAAAGACAAAAAAAAAAAUAAAAAUACCCAGAACCACCUAAAAACUGACAUCCCCGGGAAAAUUAGGAAGCCCCGAUUGUUUUUAUUUAAAUGUCUAGUGAAACCUCACAGAUUCAGGUGCGUAUCUUCAUCUCAAGGGUGCAGCUCCUCCGUCACUGCAGCCUUUUACCAGCUCUCGGGGAGAGGCAGAUGAGUUUCUUUUGCUUCAUUCUUCUGUGACUCAUAGCUCCAUGUAUUUUGCACUUGGUUUUUGCACCAGUGGUUCAACCAGAGGAAUGUAUUUCCCUGAUGGAGCGACGUAUUCUCUAAUUGCAAAACCAGACACAGUUGUUUUCUUGCACCGUACUAGUUUUCUUUAAAAGCUAAUGGCUAAAAAGACAUGCAGGCAAAGUUUGAAAUAAAUUGCAGAUUGAGUUGUAUCAGAACCUGACGUUUAUGAGAUACUUGCAGUAUGAUUAAGAAUGCAAUGGUUUCCCAGUACUUACUCAAAAACUUUGCGUGUAUAAAAGGAUGCAAGUGGUUUUUAUUAGGAAAGAAAAGCAACAAAUCUACCAUUCAAGUUUUCUCCCUCAAAAAUCUUUCCAUAGGGGUGAAUUUGAAAACCUCAGUAUUCACUCAGAGUGUUGGUUGGCUCACGCUUACUUGUAUGAUGACUUCACAGUGUUCUGGGUGAAGUCAUCGAGGUGAGGACAAAGCACGACUCAAACAGCUCUUAAAAUAGUUGUGACAUAUUUAACAAGCUGGAAAUGUUCCUCUUAGCAUAGUCAGCGGGAGGAAAUUCUAUUAACUGGUUUUGAAGAACUGUUGUUCUUUAACCAGAUUCAUCAGUAAUUAAAUGAAAA
This is a messenger RNA of Gambusia affinis (western mosquitofish), 3267 nucleotides long. It is a transcript of the gene maco1b, whose product is annotated as macoilin 1b. NCBI's taxonomy places the organism in Eukaryota, Metazoa, Chordata, Actinopteri, Cyprinodontiformes, Poeciliidae. The record is from RefSeq and is a predicted model, not a curated record. The coding region runs from base 208 to 2244 and encodes 678 amino acids. Gene Ontology annotation, cellular component: rough endoplasmic reticulum membrane. The transcript has 11 exons. Gene Ontology annotation, biological process: neuronal signal transduction.